Musa acuminata AAA Group (dessert banana) is the source of this 447-nucleotide messenger RNA. RefSeq lists its product as uncharacterized. NCBI's taxonomy places the organism in Eukaryota, Viridiplantae, Streptophyta, Magnoliopsida, Zingiberales, Musaceae. The transcript has a single exon. Bases 1 to 447 code for a protein of 148 amino acids. The record is from RefSeq and is a predicted model, not a curated record.
AUGUCGGCGACGGUGAAAAACGGGGGAGACGCUGCGGCGGUGGAGGUGGAGUUCGCGGCGUGCGACUGCUGCGGGCUCAUGGAGGAGUGCACGCCGGCGUACAUCGCCGGCGUACGGGAGCGGCACGGCGGGCGGUGGAUCUGCGGUCUCUGCGCCGAGGCCGUCCAGGACGAGAUCCGCCGCUCCGGGCCCCUCAUCUCGCUCGAGGAGGCCAUGGGCCGUCAUGCAAGCUUCCGCCGAAGCUUCCGCUCGGCUGAGGCCGCAGCGGUGGAUCCGGCGGAGCAGCUGAUCGCCGCCGUGAGGCAGCUCCUCCGGCGGAACCUCGACUCACCGCGGGCUGUGCGGUCGACCCCGGGCAGCCCCCGAACCAUGGUUGGGCCCCGGACCCGGAGAGGCUUUCCGACCUUUAUUUGCUUGGCGGAUGAGGAUAAGAAUCGAAUCGCAUAG